Messenger RNA from Diceros bicornis minor, 1129 nucleotides. RefSeq names its product serine protease 27-like. The transcript has 6 exons. The record is from RefSeq and is a predicted model, not a curated record. Lineage: Eukaryota; Metazoa; Chordata; Mammalia; Perissodactyla; Rhinocerotidae. Gene Ontology annotation, biological process: proteolysis. Gene Ontology annotation, molecular function: serine-type endopeptidase activity. The coding region runs from base 156 to 929 and encodes 257 amino acids.
GCCCUGCUGGCUGUGUCUUCCUAUUGUCCCUUCUGCUGGGGCUCUCAGGUGAGCCCCUGGGGUGAGGAGAGUCCUCCGCGAGGGUAGAGGCUCCAGCCCAGGAGAGGCUGCACAGGGCAUGGGGCGUGGGCCUCCCAUGGCAACAAGAAUCCAUCAUGGGUGUCUCCUACAUUUCUCCUUUUCUCUCCCUAGUCACAGAUGAGGAGGAACCAGAAAAUCUCUUGAAGUCAAUCUGUGGGCGGCCCGCAGUCUCCUCUGGCAUCGCCUCAGGCAGGGAGGCCAACGGGGGGCAGUGGCCCUGGCAGGUCAGCAUCCGCCAGGGCUUGUUUCACGUCUGUGCCGCCACUCUCAUCUCAGAGCGGUGGGUGUUGACGGUGGCGAGCUGCUUCCGGUCUAAGGACACCAGAAAAUACAGUGUAUUGGUGAGGUCGCUUCAGGUCUUUGGUCGCGCAGACUCCAAAAUGACGAUAAUACCUGUGUCCAGGAUUAUUCCCCACCCUGACUUCCAGGAAAACACAUCUAGCGCCAUCGCUAUGGCAGAACUGGCCUACCCAGUUUCUUUUAGCCCUGUUGUCCUGCCCAUCUGCCUCCCCUCAUCUGCAGUCCAGCUGAAGAACUCAACCUCCUGCUGGGUGACUGGCUGGGGCUAUUCUGGGAUAUACCAAUAUAUGAAGCCAUCUUCUAUACUGAAGGAGCUAAAAGUGCCCCUCACUGAUCUCCAGACAUGCAGUGACUACUAUCAGAAAGAAAGCUUGUUGCAUGGAGUCAAGCCCAUCAUCAGUGAAGCUAUGAUCUGCUCCAAGCUCCCUGCGGGGCAGAUGGAUCAGUGUAUAGGCAGUAGAGGAGAUCCUCUGAUGUGUAAAGUGGAGGAUUUCUGGGUCCUGGCAGGAGUGGUGAGCGGGGGAAUCAAACUGCAUCCGAGCCAAUGAACCUGCAGUAUAUACAAACAUCAGUUUCUACAAAUCUUAGAUUGAGAAAUCAGCCAUCUCACAUACUGACUUUUCUGCUACUCCUAGUUUGGACAUCUCUGGGCUCCUCCCUGUUAUACUUCUGCCUCUCAUUUUCUUGGAGCUACCCUAAGCGGAUGAGGUCAACCUGGAAAGCAAGAUCCCCAGUGUUAAUAAAGUUU